AUGGUUGUAGCUGCGCCUGUGUGGCCACCAACAUCACAGCAGCAGCAACAACAACAGCAGCAGCAGCAGCAGCAGCAACAGCAACAACAGCCCAUGUGCCCGGAAGGCACGACGGUGCAUUACUCGGCAUCGCUUGCCCACCCAGAACACAACUUGUUUGCUGACGACGACGCCGGUAGUGGCGCCGACGAUGAUGGUGAUGACGCCGCUGGCAAUGACGACGACGACGAAAACAAUAACAGGAAGAUUGGUGGCAAUGGAGACAAUGACGACCACCACCAGCGACAACAAAAACAACAGCACCAGCACCAGCACCAUCACCAUCAAGGACGCGCAAACGUGCAUCGACCGCAACGACAUGCGCAUUGCGUGUGUGCCUUGGGCAUGGUGUGCCGCGGCUCCCUGUGCUCCUCUGCACACGAGCACUGCACGGAAACAGAGGAUGAGGAAGGCAAUCCCGACUCCGUCUGUACCCUCGUCCAUGGCUACCUGGCAGGCUGCGAUGACUGCGCCUGCGUGCCGGAGACUUCCAUUGCCUUCAAGAAACCGCAACAAGUCUUUCUGGCCAUGGUCAACAGGGGAAACUCCUUGUCCUUCAACUUUGCCAUCGAAGGAGACGUUUCUCGGCCACACGUCACCAUUUGGCAGCCGCCACAGGACAGCUCCGAGGCGGCACAUGACGGGCAACACCAACAACACGACGACACAAGCAAUGGCGAGGAAACAUCCCAUGCCGCAUCUUCCACACAUGCACGGGAAAUGACGGUCGCAUUCCACACAACAGCCACGACGCCACACGACGGCAACGACAACGCGGCUGUCGGAGCCAAGGAGAGAAACGACGAAGCGGGAGAGGAGCACCGCUACCUGCCGUCCGCUGGUGCCGUUGAGCUCGUGGCACGCCAGCGCCCGAGCACAAGUGAGAAGACCCUGCACAUCAGCUUCUGGAUUGCCGUCUUGCACAACGUGGAGGGUAAGCGCCUGUGCUACCGCGCGUGGAACGGCGACGUUCACACCGCAACUGCAUGCGUGCACGUGCCAACACGCGGCUUUCCAGCACCAUCAUCAUCACCAUCAUCAUCAGCAUCGUCCGCGGCUGUUGCGACGAUUGGGGUGGUGGGCGACAUUGGCAUGUCGUACUCUGCACCUUUUGUGAUGCAGGCGCUCAAGCACGACCACACGCUGGACAUGCUGGUGCACCCUGGCGAUGUGAGCUACGCCUUCAAGGUGGAGGACAUGAACCUGUACCUGUCGCGGCUGCAGGGCCUGGUCAACCACAUCCCGUAUCAGGUGUGCUUGGGCAACCACGAGGCCAACAACGCGCGCGUGCUCAGCGCGUUUACAGAGCGCUUCCCAACGGACCUGCUGGGCGCCGCGAGCGGGUCCGACUCUGGCCACUGGUUCAGCUUUGACGCAUACGGCGUGCACUUUGCGGUGCUCGACUCACAGGCCGACCUCUCGCCGCACAGCGCACAGCGGGUGUGGGCGCAGCAGGAUUUGAAGUUGGCGGCAGAUGUGAAGCGGCUCGCACGCCAACGCGCAGCCGCAACCGCUACUGGAAGUGAUGGUGGUGGUGAUGUGCGGUGGAUUGCGGUUGUGCUGCACUACCCGUUGUACUCCACGCACCGGCGGGUGAAGAGCGAGGAGCGGCGGGACAAGCUGAAGCAGAUGCACGACCUGCGGGUGGCGCUGGAGCCCUUGCUGCGCGACUAUGGUGUCGAUGUUGUGUUCGCAGGCCACGACCACGUGUACGAGCGCACCUACCCGGUCCUCAACGCAACCCGUGUCGGUGGUGAUGAUGGUGAUGAUGGUGAUGAUGGUGGCGAUGGCGGUGAUGGCGGUGAUGAUCUUGUGCGAGCGCAUGCGCCGGUUCACAUUGUUGUGGGCACAGGCGGCCACAACAUUUAUGAGAGCUGGUACAACCUGCCCGACUACGAUGCCAAGCGGUAUGCGUUGCCUGGCUAUGGCCGCCUGCUUGUGAAUGCAAACAGCACGCUGACGUGGCAGUUUUGGGAGGUUGACAUCUCCCCCUGUGUGCGGGCGGACUACGGCGGCGACAAGCUCUGCCCUUCGCGUACCCUGCAGCAGAAACAUGGAAACUUUGACCCGCCGGUUGUUCUGCGCGACCAAGUGCUGAUUGGCUGA
Molecule: messenger RNA, 2145 nt
Organism: Salpingoeca rosetta
Lineage: Eukaryota; Choanoflagellata; Craspedida; Salpingoecidae
Exons: 2
Coding region: 1-2145 (714 amino acids)
Molecular function (GO): acid phosphatase activity
Source: RefSeq, a predicted model, not a curated record